AUGGUCAUUUUGAGGACAUUGCUUUUGUCUGUUAGAGCACAAACACCUACCGACAACAAAUGUUACAUUCCAUCUUUACAUCAAAGUUGCAACCACACUGGCCAAGUCUGCCUCACAGACUUCUGGUACAAUCAGAGCCGCUACAAACAUCUGAGUGACAACUACGCUGGAACAUCGAGCAGCCGAGUUCUCUACUUCCUGAUAGACGACAACGUUCAAUAUAACGGGGAGGCAGAGGCACAGAAGAAAAUUAAAUACUUUUUUAACAGAUUUUCAAUGUACCUCACAAAAUUUAGUAGCACAUACUCGCAGAUAUUCUGCUACAAAUUUGAUAAAAAUGGAGAUAAUCAACAUUUAUGGAACACGACGACUCCAUCCGCAUUCACGAACAAGACUUUUGACAAUUUUUUAAAUUCAUAUGUUCCUGCAAAAAACGUAACUGAAACUGAAAAUGCCGAAAAAUUGACUGAUGGCGUGGAAAGUUUUUAUAAACUUGCACUGAGAAACUCACAAUCGGGAAACGACAAAAAAAUUUCUCUCUGGGUUCUCAGCGAUGUAACAAAGGAUCCAUGCAAAGGCGACUAUCAAGAUCAAACUAAAUAUGCCAGAGAAAAAUUUUUGUCUAGCAUCACAGUCUUCACUGCUGCAGUGGGCAGUUGUCCGGAUGGUUGGUUUAAUAGUGCGGAUAAAGAGAAUGCCAUGCACAACCUGGCUACCAGCAGGCAGCACUCCGCCUGUCUCGAACGAUGGAUAUCUGAAUUUUCAAAUUUUGAAGUUAAUGCAGACGUUAAAAACUGCUUUGAAGGUCACCCAACUCCGCAUAAUGAUGCAGGCAGCCAUGUUUCACAUGAUUACAAUAAUGCCAAAGAUUUGAAUCGAGAUUCUGGUUUAAGCGAAUUCAGCAACGUUUCAAGCGUCACGCAGAUAACGACGACAGGAUCAAGCGACGAUUCUCGUCAGCUACCAUCAAUUGAAACAAUUGCGUCUCUCACUGAGUCAAUUGGUGAUAGUAAUAAUAAUAAUAAUAAUAAUAAUAAUAAUAAUAAUAAUAAUAAUAAUAAUAAUAAUAUUCGUCAGAAGUCUUCUCAGGUUUGUGACUAUUUACAAUCACUAAGCGAUGUACUUAUUUUAUUCAGUAUUCACUAUGCCUGUUCAAUGCUUCAAAGCAGAGUUUCAGAGUCAGAUGAAAAAUAUCUGACACCAACCCCUUCAAAAAUUCCCAUUCCACAAAAAUCUACAACUCCGACACUCUACUUCAAAGUAGGGGAGACUGGGGUCGAAUGGACCAGGUACCGAAAGGACCUUCGAAAUUAA
Messenger RNA from Helobdella robusta, 1314 nucleotides. RefSeq lists its product as hypothetical. The transcript has 4 exons. The record is from RefSeq and is a predicted model, not a curated record. Lineage: Eukaryota; Metazoa; Annelida; Clitellata; Rhynchobdellida; Glossiphoniidae. The coding region runs from base 1 to 1314 and encodes 437 amino acids.